GCGAUAUGUUGAAUCAAUAUUUCGCGAUACAAAAGAAUCGGCUAUUCUCAUUGACAUUCUCUGAUCAACCGGACUCGGAACCUGCCGCGGAGCAGUCGAGCAUACACCGAGCUCCCCAGCAUCGGAAGCCAUGAGUACCACCGACAGGGACCUGCUGACUACACCGAAGAAAGGCAGACCACUGAUCGCUUACUACAACCCUCAGUACAACCACACCGUGGAUUUUAAGCCUCCACCGCGCCCUCAGCAGAGUGUCAGGGAUUCGAGCAUCUACGAAGUCGUGGAACCUCCCCGACGCGUUCCACCAACGCCGGCUCCCCGAACCCGCAAACCAAACAGGUCGUGGAAAUUGUGCAACCGCCUGCUGUGGGUCUUGCCCCUGCUCUACACGCAGUUCUGGAUUGCAGUUGCAUGUGCCAUCGUGCAAUAUUUCUUCCCUUCUUUGGCUACCACCAGAGCAGUAGAGGAAUGGAAGAAUGUCUAUGUCAACACUGCGUUCACGGGUGCAAUGCUCAUAGGAUCUGUCAUAUCUGAAAGGCUGAUGGUUUGCAUGACGGCAGCCAGGUUGUUCAUUUGCAGCCACGGUUUCGUUAUAUUGUGCACCCUUUUAUUCGGGUGUUUAUACUGGUCACCAGGAGGCGAGAUCAUCACAGGUAUCGCCAUCGGGGGAGCUGCAAUCGGAGGACUCUUCCUAGCCUUCUACUUGGUUAGCAUGUACACGGUCACGACUGAGUGGUCUAAAGGCAGUGCUGGCAUUGCUAUUGCUGUCAUGCUUUGUGUGUGGAAGGCAGGAUACAUCGUAGGGCCUAUUCUCGGCGACGCUGUGGUCAAGCUAUGGAUGUACCCUCUUCCGUUCUUCGCCUGCGGAGGAAUCCUCUUCCUGUCCUUCUUGGUCAUUGCCGUAAGAGGGCCGGUACCCUCAGAGAAGGAACGCCGUAGUGGAUACGAUUUUUUCGUAACAGCAAUCGAGACACUAGACCAUGCCCUUUCCCGUGACGUCAAGUACAGGAAGGCGUUCCUGGACUCCCUCUUCCUGAUCGACAUGGCUACUGCACUGUUGAGUGCUGUGAUAAUCUCCUUCAACGAGACGACCUUGAAGCCACAUCUACAGACGUUCACUCUGACCACCGUUGACUUGGAAACCACCUUUACCGUUCAGCUGGCCUGCUACGGUAUUGGUGCUUUGACCGUAGGAGUCUUCUCGUAUUUCAAUAAAGAAGAAACGUGUCUACUUUUCGGUCAAACACUUGCAAUGGUGGCAUACUUCUUUCUGGGACCUGUGCCGUUUUUAGAAAUGGAACCGUCCAUGUGGCGUUUGUUUCUUUGCCAAGUCUGCAUCGGCCUUUCGACGGCAGCCAUGUUCGUUGCAAGUUUUAGUCAUGCCAUAGAGAGGCUAUAUGAACUGGGGUAUCCCGAAACAACUAGGACCACGGGAUUCGUGUCCUGCGUCUUUUUUACGUUUCUAAGCAUCGGCAUUGUCAGUACACCACCAUUAGCACAGCACCUGGUGGAUACUUUUGGCUACAGACUUGGCUCAAUGCCUCUCCUAGGGACAUUGGCUGUGUGGUGGAUCGUCAUCUUUGUCAUGUGGGUCUGUAGUCUGCGUCGCUGCUGUAAGGCGGGAAGACGUACGAGACUAACAUCGGACGAGACCGCUUCACGAACCUCGGCGCCCUAACUAAAACAGUGCUGCAGGGAUACCCGGGCCGAGAGCCCAGGGUGCUUCACUCCAUGUCUGAAGGCGUGUUGCUUGCAUAGAAUGAACACAAGUGUGCUGUGGUAUAUAGACAUAUACGCUGAUGGCUGUGCCAUAGCGAGUGAUGAUACGCAAGAUGGCAGUGCUCGAAGUGCGAGGGUUGCACUAAAUGCUUGCGUCCAGUGUGCUUGUCAUUGUAUGUUUGUUCUGUUUUUAUUUGUUUGUUUGUUUGUUUGUUUGUUUUCUUUUGACUGCGGUUGAUGCCUUCCCGUCAGGUCUGACGUCAAAAGAAAAUAAAUAUCCCGCGACAAAUGUCACUUGUACGAAUUAAAACGAUUGAAUGUUGCGUUCUUUCA
Molecule: messenger RNA, 2052 nt
Organism: Ornithodoros turicata
Lineage: Eukaryota; Metazoa; Arthropoda; Arachnida; Ixodida; Argasidae
Product: MFS-type transporter SLC18B1-like
Exons: 14
Coding region: 131-1678 (515 amino acids)
Biological process (GO): transmembrane transport
Molecular function (GO): transmembrane transporter activity
Source: RefSeq, a predicted model, not a curated record